This is a messenger RNA of Erpetoichthys calabaricus (reedfish), 2790 nucleotides long. Its product is annotated as mucin-16-like. The transcript has 27 exons. Bases 1 to 2487 code for a protein of 828 amino acids. Lineage: Eukaryota; Metazoa; Chordata; Cladistia; Polypteriformes; Polypteridae. The record is from RefSeq and is a predicted model, not a curated record.
AUGAACUGCUAUGGGACUCGCAAGCCAUUCCUUGGAUCCUAUAACUUCUUCCUUAAAAAUUUACAUGAGUUCCUAGGAAGAUGUGUUCCAGAAGUCAGCACCUCAACCAGUACAGCAUCUUCAACGAUCAGCACCUCCACCAGUACAGCAUCUUCAACGAUCAGCACCUCCACCAGUACAGCAUCUUCAACAGUCAGCACGUUAUCCACCGCAAGUACAAAUCUAAUUCAUGUUACUGUUAACUUCACCUUGACGAAUCUGCCCUUCACAUCAGCAUUGAAUAACAAAAACAACAUUGUAGCAAAAAAAAUUUCAUCUCAGGUUGACCAAAUUCUUAACAGCAGCAAUUUGGCUCCCGUCUUCUCAUCUUGUCAUUCUUUCAAUUAUAGUGCGGAUCCCCAAAACGUUACAAAAGCAGUGAUCAGCUGUGGGUUCAAGAAUGACACGUCUCUCCCUGAAUUCAACAGAUACAUCAUCUAUAACUUGCUUCAAAAUAAAACCCAAAACGGCACCAACUUGGGACCGUAUACAAUGGAGCCCAACAGCCUGUAUGUGAACAACUAUCAAAAACAACCUGCUGUUAUUCCAACGGUCAGCACCUCAACCAGCACAGCUUCUUCAACAGCCAGCACUACCCAGAGUACGGUACCUCCAACAGUCAGCACAUUAUCCAACGCUUCAGCAAACACAACUCCAAAACCAAUUUAUCUCACUGUCAACUUCACCUUGACCAAUCUGCCUUUCACAUCUGCAUUAAACGACAAAAACAACAUCAUAGCAAAAAACAUUACAUCUCUGGCUGACCAACUUCUUCACAACAGCACGUUGGCUCCCGUGUUUUCAUCUUGUCAUUCUGUUAAUUACAGUGCGGGUCCCCAAAACGUUACAAAAGUAGUGAUCAGCUGUGGGUUCAAAAAUGGCACGUCUCUGCCUGAUUUCAACAAAUACAUCAUCUAUGACUUGCUUCAAAAUGAAACCCAAAACGGCACCAACUUGGGACCGUAUACAAUGGAGCCCAACAGCCUCUAUGUGAACAACUAUCAAAAACAACCUACUGUUAUUCCAACGGUCAGCACCUCAACCAGCACAGCUUCUUCAACAGCCAGCACAUUAUCCGACGCUUCAGCAAACACAACUCCAAAACCAAUUUAUCUCACUGUCAACUUCACCUUGACCAAUCUGCCUUUCACAUCUGCAUUAAACGACAAAAACAACAUCAUAGCAAAAAACAUUACAUCUCUGGCUGACCAACUUCUUCACAACAGCACGUUGGCUCCCGUGUUUUCAUCUUGUCAUUCUGUUAAUUACAGUGCGGGUCCCCAAAACGUUACAAAAGUAGUGAUCAGCUGUGGGUUCAAAAAUGGCACGUCUCUGCCUGAUUUCAACAAAUACAUCAUCUAUGACUUGCUUCAAAAUGAAACCCAAAACGGCACCAACUUGGGACCGUAUACAAUGGAGCCCAACAGCCUCUAUGUGAACAACUAUCAAAAACAACCUACUGUUAUUCCAACGGUCAGCACCUCAACCAGCACAGCUUCUUCAACAGCCAGCACAUUAUCCGACGCUUCAGCAAACACAACUCCAAAACCAAUUUAUCUCACUGUCAACUUCACCUUGACCAAUCUGCCUUUCACAUCUGCAUUAAACGACAAAAACAACAUCAUAGCAAAAAACAUUACAUCUCUGGCUGACCAACUUCUUCACAACAGCACGUUGGCUCCCGUGUUUUCAUCUUGUCAUUCUGUUAAUUACAGUGCGGGUCCCCAAAACGUUACAAAAGUAGUGAUCAGCUGUGGGUUCAAAAAUGGCACGUCUCUGCCUGAUUUCAACAAAUACAUCAUCUAUGACUUGCUUCAAAAUGAAACCCAAAACGGCACCAACUUGGGACCGUAUACAAUGGAGCCCAACAGCCUCUAUGUGAACAACUAUCAAAAACAACCUACUGUUAUUCCAACGGUCAGCACCUCAACCAGCACAGCUUCUUCAACAGCCAGCACAUUAUCCGACGCUUCAGCAAACACAACUCCAAAACCAAUUUAUCUCACUGUCAACUUCACCUUGACCAAUCUGCCUUUCACAUCUGCAUUAAACGACAAAAACAACAUCAUAGCAAAAAACAUUACAUCUCUGGCUGACCAACUUCUUCACAACAGCACGUUGGCUCCCGUGUUUUCAUCUUGUCAUUCUGUUAAUUACAGUGCGGGUCCCCAAAACGUUACAAAAGUAGUGAUCAGCUGUGGGUUCAAAAAUGGCACGUCUCUGCCUGAUUUCAACAAAUACAUCAUCUAUGACUUGCUUCAAAAUGAAACCCAAAACGGCACCAACUUGGGACCGUAUACAAUGGAGCCCAACAGCCUCUAUGUGAACAACUAUCAAAAACAACCUACUGUUAUUCCAACGGUCAGCACCUCAACCAGCACAGCUUCUUCAACAGCCAGCACAUUAUCCGACGCUUCAGCAAACACAACUCCAAGUAAGAAUCUAUAAAGGACUGAAAAAUUUCAAUUCUUUUGCACAUGGUUUGUCUCAAAUAUUCUCAUUUCAAUGAUAGGUUUGAAAAGGUUUUAUUAAAUCACAUAAAGAAAGGCGUUUCAAAAUGAGUAAUGUCAAAAAGGCACAAUUAUAUUUCAUUUUUACUCAGACGUCUGUGACUUGGAAAUAGACAUUCUUGUAUUUUCUUAACAGCCUAAAGUAUGUAAAGUAGCUGCAGGUGUAUACACUUACUCAGAAUGGCUGAUAUUGAUCUCAUGCCAUAAAUGAAGUACUGUAGACAUCAUCACUGAACAUUCA